Messenger RNA from Prorocentrum cordatum, 733 nucleotides. Lineage: Eukaryota; Dinophyceae; Prorocentrales; Prorocentraceae. The record is from the annotation of a GenBank genome assembly.
AUGAACGCGCUUCGGAUCGCGCUGGCGACACUGCGCGCUGAGUGCAAGACUUUCGGGCCCCUGGCCGACGUGUGCAUGUUCAAGGUGACCACGGAAGCCGCCGACCACUGGCGCAUUUUGUGCAGGCACGUGUACGACCUGAAAAAGAGCGACAAGCUUGACGAUAUCCACAAUGCCCCCGUGCGAGCGCUGACGGACAACAUCAGGCUCCCAAGCUGCUCGCCUACGGCUUCAGAGAUGGCAGUUGGCCCCGCCGCUGUCGACGGUGGCACGGUCGGCGAUCGCGACGAUUGUGAAGCAGAGCUGACCGUCCAGGAAGUGAAGGAAAUGUUCGACUACGCGGAGUCCGGCUCGAGCGAUUGCGCCAUCACAAAGGUCAUCUGCCAGUGCGACGAGUGCAAGGCGAGACUCCAGCGUGCCAAGGCGAAGAGGAACAUGGACGUGGAUGCGUUGCCAACUGACAACCCCCUCCCGAACCCGAAGAUGGGCGAAGGGAACGCGAAGAAGAAGCCUGCUUGCAGCCCCGCUGGGAACGACAAGAGCACGCUCCCAGUGAAGAUCGGGCGGAGGAACGGCGGCACCAAGCCGAAGGAGGCCUACAUCCUCCACUCACCCGACGCUGGCCCCUUCAGGUACCUUGCUGGCCAGUCGUUCACCAUGUGCGACAAUUACCUGGAGAACAUCAGCGAGCUUUGCAAGAAGAUCGAGCGGGGCGACAUCACCACGAAGAGUG